Messenger RNA from Eimeria necatrix, 2682 nucleotides. RefSeq lists its product as hypothetical. NCBI's taxonomy places the organism in Eukaryota, Apicomplexa, Conoidasida, Eucoccidiorida, Eimeriidae. The transcript has 4 exons. Bases 1 to 2682 code for a protein of 893 amino acids. Gene Ontology annotation, molecular function: long-chain fatty acid transmembrane transporter activity; long-chain fatty acid-CoA ligase activity. The record is from RefSeq and is a predicted model, not a curated record.
AUGACGGACAAGCACGUCACAGAGGAAGUCUCUCAGUGGCUUCAGUCUCGCAUUAAGAGCGAGACAGGUAAGUCGUUGGAAGAAAUUGAAAAGGAUUGGUCCGCGCAGCUCACUGCGAGGCACGAUGAACUCAGGGUCCUUGAGCGCGAGCGCAACACAACCGUAGCGCGCUUCUUCGAAAAAAUGGCCGAGAAAGCUGAAGACCGCGUUUUCCUGGUGUAUGGAGCCGCUGCUGACGAAGGACAAUAUGAGGGUGGGGAACUCUGUGCAGAGUGUUGCACGAGGGUCUUGACCUAUCGUCACGCAGACCAUGCAAGUAACAGCGUUGCGGCCUGGGCGGCCAGACGAGAGAAAAGUAACGGCACACCAUGUGGCUCGUGUAAGAGCAGCAAUUGUAGUCACGCAUCUGCUGACUGUAAACGCAGCACCCCAGUAGCUGCCCUGAUGAUGCACAACAGUCCAGAAUUCGUAGUUGUAUUUUUGGGUCUACUGAAAGCGGGAAUCACAGUGGCUUUACUGCAUCCUCAGCUCCGCGGGAGCCUACUGCGGAGAGCUCUCCAAGAAUCAGAGGCAGAUAUGCUUAUAUGCGAUGACCUUACUCUUAGCUCCAUGAGGACUGCUUGGCUGAAGCCCUCCACUGAGGAAAUUGAUGCGGCAGUUUCUGCGGUCCUACAUGAUGAUGAGGGACAGCCUGGCUCCUAUCCUUGCUCGGUUUUCAUAUGUGGACUUAAAGAUGCAAAAGAGGAUGCGGGAGAGCACAAGCUCCUCCCUCAAGUGCACAGCAUUGUCAAAGAAUUCCUCACUGAGGAUGAAGUGGCUUACCACAAGCAGCACGUUGAACAACAACAUGAUAAGGAGCACAAAUGCAAGCCCUCUGGAUUUCCACUGCUUUUAAAACAACGUCUCCACCACCUGUCAGCACGUUCCAAGGCUGAUGAGCAGAAGCGUGACCACAUGCAUGAACGCGAAUGCCCCGAUAUGGCCCUGCCGUGCUGCUGCCUGUAUACCGCAGAUUUGGAGGGGCACUUACGAGCUACAUGGGUAUCGAACAGCCGUUUUCUGUCCGCUGGUUUGUGCUGGGUGCAUGCCGUGGAUCUGACAGAGUCGGACCGCCUCUUGUUGGGGGUUCAGUUAUGUCACGAGGUGGGGCUCCACGCAUUGGCUGCAGCAAUUUCUUGCAGGGGAGCUCUGCUGCUGCGUUCUCGAUGCAGUCUCCUCUCUCUAUGGCCUGAUGUGAAGGCUCUAGACGCCACCAUCAUCUUCCACACAGGCAUGCUGUGGUCAAGGCUCCUCAAAGCCCACGAACGCUUCAAUGCGGGAGACGAGACACAGCGUUUGGGUUCCUGGGUGGGUCAUCCGCAACUGCGGGCCAGCAUAGGUACGGGCUUGCCUGGGGAAUUGUGGCCUGUGGUCAAAAGCGUCUUCAACAUCCCUCGCAUUCUGGAAUUCUAUUCUCCAAGGAACCUCCAGACGCCUCAGAUCCUCUUCAAUGCUUGGAGCAUACCGGGGGCCUUCGGCUUCGUCCCCGACAACUCCUGGAAUUCUAGAGAGCUUGAACGUAUCGUAAAAUUUGAUGAAGAAAGGGAGGAAAUCUUCAGAGACCCGGUUACGAAGAUGGGGAUGGCAGCCCCCAGGGACGAGAGGACGCUCGUGCAGAGAGGUGAACUGGUAUCGCAAGUGAACCCAGAGCACGGCAUAUGCCUCUUCACAGGAGAAGGGAAAACUGAACAAUACCUGUAUAAAGACUUGCUGAAGUCAAACGAUAUUUGGUGUCGAUCUGGGGACAUUGUAGAGAGAGAUGCAGCAGGUUUUCUCUACCUCUCCAAACGCGUUGGGACUAGCUUUCUUGUGGAUGGUAUGGCGGCGCCGCUGCUAGAUCUGGGGAAGCUUCUUGGACGCCUACCGGGGGUUUUCGGCGCACGUGUGCAGGGCCUUCCCGUCUUUUCAAACAAGGAACGGGAACAGACAAAUCACAACUUAGCCCAAGAAAAUAUCAAAACUCUGCAGGGCGGAUGGCCGAAGACUAUUUUCGAGCUCCUAGAAGCCGGAGAACAAAACCGCAGGGUCAAGUGCCUUCUUGCUUGCAUUCACGUCAAGCUGGGAGCAAAUGAUUCCACAGAAGAGGGUGAACUUGGUGACAAUCGGACUUAUACCUGCUGCCCCCCUAGCAUAGAGAAUAGCCUUAUUGUCAUUGGUAAUGAGGAGGAGGCGAGCGGUUGGAAGAGGGAAGACGGAAAUCAAGCUGGUAACGACGCAGCCAUGAUCACUCUACGCGCUUUUCUGCGAAGGCUCCGAACCAGCAUUGACCGCGGCAUCCAGUUAUCCAUUCGUCCAAAUGUCUUGAAGCUUUGUUUUUCCAUCUGCCAGAGUGGCGACCGGGACCUCAAAAGCAAAAUGUGUACGUGCAAGCCGUGCAAGGCAGGCAACAAAGACGGUGGGUGCAACAAUGGUUGUUGCGGGGACUGUUCUGGCAACGGCUGUCACCGAAAGAGUUUGGAAGACCUGUGCGGCCUCUUAGACAGUGAGGAGAGCGGGAAAAAAGGGUCCUCAUGCAAAGACAGGGGAUGUCACCGCUCCUGGCUUCUCUUUUACGCCGACUCAAAUGGAGAUGCCUUUGUGCCCCUUACAAAGGAAAACUUCAAAGACUUCGUACGUGAGAGCUUCCCAAUGUUCGGUCUCUAA